AUGUACCAAUUGAACAAUCAAACAAAGAGGAUUGAUAAAGUAAGUCUAUCGCAUAUACAGAGACUCGCCGCAAUGAAGAUAAAAGAGGUGGCCACAGACAAUAAUCAUGAGACCACGAUAUCUCAGAAUGGCCCUUUAGAUAUCAUGGGUGCGGUGCCUGAGUAUCGUCAACAGCCCAAGGGAACAAAAUUGGCAUACAAGCAUAGUAUCAGCUGCGGUGAAUGCCGAUACGAGCUUGUUUCCCCUGUGGCCGAUGCCAAGCUGAUCAAAAUACUAGCGAAGCACUACGCUGGCGACAUUCUUCCAAACUUGGCCGCAACUUACAUUACAGGGAAAGAUGACGACCAGGAUGAUAUAUCCUGCUCCCUCAGCAUAAUCAAUAACCUUUCUUCAAGCAUAAACGUCGUUGUAUCUAUUUAUGGUAAGGUACCGGCAUCUCUCAACGAGGAGGACAUCAACGUCUCGCUACCGGUGUCGAGUGUGAGCAUCCGAGGGAAACGAGAUAAGAUUGAUACGAUUGAUACGAUACCCACGGCCUUUUUGGGUUCGAAAACGAAAGCAGCGCAGGCUCAGCAGGUGCUAAGACGCCGCCCUACAGACCCAGUAGAAUACGGUGCCAAUUGGGCCUCGAUCCCAUUCACCAUCUCACUCAAAGAAGGUGCAGCACUACCUGAGUUACAAAGAAUCCCAUUUCAUGUGGAGGUGGAGACAAAACUCCCGGAAGCCUGGAAGCUAGCUCCGCCAUUCUGA
Candidozyma duobushaemuli is the source of this 750-nucleotide messenger RNA. RefSeq lists its product as uncharacterized. Bases 1 to 750 code for a protein of 249 amino acids. The record is from RefSeq and is a predicted model, not a curated record. Lineage: Eukaryota; Fungi; Ascomycota; Pichiomycetes; Serinales; Metschnikowiaceae. The transcript is spliced from 2 exons.